UCCACGCCCCCAAUCGCUUUUCCCCCGUGAGCGGUGACAUCACACGAGCGGCCCGUGUUGGUUCCAGCUGACUGAGAGAGGGAGUCAGAAAGAAGGACGAAAAUAGAGAGAGGUGUGUGUGUGUUCGUGUGUGUAUGUGUGUGUGAGAAAGAGAGAGAGAGAGCGAGAGAAAGGGAGGGAGAGAGGGAGAGAGGGAGGAAAAUAAGAGCCAUCAGUCUCAUCUAUCUGACUCUCAUACUACUGGAUAUUAUUUUAUUUUUUUCGGGGGGGGGUCUCUUUAUUUCCUUCAUCUUAUAUUUUGUCGCUCAUAUUUAAUCACAAGUUUUUUUUUUCUAUUUUGGAGACUCUUCGCCUCGACUGUUUCUAAUCCUCUCUCACUACAUGGAACUGUAUGGCCAUCCGCGUUUGAAUCUGCUUUUAUUUUAAUUUGGCUUUCCCCCCUCCGGAUUAAAAAUCAAGCGACCGACCAACGGACCGGACCCGAGCGAGAGUUUCCUUUAACACUAACUCAAAGAGGACUUUACUCGCCGCGAGCUCCAGGAUCCAAUCUGUCUUCCUGUGUGCGCGUUCAUUAUUGCAGAGUUGUUUCAAAGAGGUGAAGGCUCAGCCAGAACCGAGAGGAUGAAUUAGACUCGGCGAACAUGGUGCCAUUUUGGAGAUAAGUCCCCCCUCUUUUAAUUUUGUACACCUUUUUUCUUCAUGGGACGGGCGGAUAAUCGGGAUUCCAGGUGGAGAUCUUAAACGCGUUACCUGCCCGCGCACCUUUGUGACGACGCGCCUGUCAAUUAGCGUCACUAAUUGGAUUAUUUUGAUCUUGAACUUAGAGUCUGCAGGUUGCUCUUCUCUACCUCCUCCCCUCCCUCACCUCCCACCUCCUCCUCCUCCCCCCUUGAAGUUAUGUCAAGGCCUCUCACUCAGCUCUUACCGCCGGAUCUCCCUGCCGGGGCCACCAGCCCCCAGCUUGGGGCCAGCAACUCGGCCGGAAGUGGCACCCAGGGAGGACACCUGACCUCCAUGACCAACCUGAAGACCCUGCUCCAGCUGCCAAUCAAGGCCGACCAGAUGGCCAAGGACUGCUGCGAGAUGAAAGAUAAAGAUAAGCCUGCGGAAUCUGAUGAGGAAUCAAAUCCGGGUGUCAUCACCGGAGGGCCAGGUGCUCCCAGUGCGGCCCCAGGGGCCCCUGGAGCCCCUGGGUCUGGCCCACUGCGUCCCAACUCCCAGUCAGCGUUCCUGGGCCCGCUGCUGUGGGAGAGGACUCUGCCCUGUGAUGGAGGCUUGUUCCAGCUGCAGUACAUGGACCUGGAGGAGUUCCUCACUGAGAACGGGAUGGGCAUGCACAACAACGGGCCCAGCUCCACCCGGGCCCAGAUCCCCUCCCAGAGCUCCCAGUCAGCGGUGCCCAACCAGAGCUCCCAGUGCCCUCGCAGCUCUCCCCCGCCCUGCUCCUCCUCUUCUUCCUCAAUGUCCUCUUCAUCCUCCUCUUCCUCAUUGCUGGGACUGGAGAACGUCCAGCCUCAACCGCCACCACCACCACCCCUGCCACCUCAGCAGGAACAAGGCAUGUUGGGAGGACCUGAGUGUCCAGAUGGUGGUCAGGCGGCACCUCAGGACGCGUCCCCCACAUCCACUACCUGUCCACCGGGACCCUCCGGACCCCCGGCGGCCGCCAACGGCAGCAAUGACGUCAUGGUGAACUUUGACCCCGACCCAGCAGACUUGGCGUUGUCCAGUGUGCCGGGACAGGAGGCGUUUGACCCUCGGCGGCACCGCUUCUCUGACGAGGAGCUAAAGCCUCAGCCGAUGAUCAAGAAGGCCCGAAAGAUGCUUGUCCCCAAUGAACAGAAGGACGACAGGUACUGGUGCCGGCGCGUCAAGAACAAUGAGGCGGCAAAACGCUCGAGGGACGCCCGGCGGCUGAAGGAGAACCAGAUCUCGGUGCGCGCCGCCUUCCUAGAGCGGGAAAACGGUGCACUUCGUCAGGAGGUGGCCGACAUGAGGAAAGAGCUGGGCCGCUGCAGGAACAUCAUCAACAAGUACGAGAAUCGACACGGAGACUUGUGAGGCAGCGGCGGAGGAAGAGAAAGAAGACGUCGAAGGAGAUAGGGGCGGGAGGGGAGGAUGAAAUGAGAAAAGGGUACAAGGCAAACCCGACAACAGCAGCACUUUAGUUGAAGUGGCGAGGGGGGCGGCCGACGUAGAUCUGCAGUAAGCGCUGUGCGACACCGGGCGCAAACACGAAAAGUGUGUGCACGCUGUGCUUCAGGAUGUCACGAACGGGAAAGCACAGCGACGCCAUCUUUUCCAGUUUGGCUCCUUUUUUUUAACGUGAUGCUUCGCUGAAUUCCACUCGACGUACUGUAUCACCGCGUGUCACCUCGGCAGCUUACGUCACCCUCGGUGCUGUGCUUACACCCGGUGUCGCACGGCAUUUUUGCAGGUAGUGCGUCCCGGCUGCUACUCCAGCCAGUUCAAACAGGGUGUUGAAUUCACAUUAUACCAGUGAAAUCUCACGUUAUAAGCUCAAGGCACGGAUACAAGCCAGGAGAGGUCAGAUGUGUAAUUUUUUUCUAUAAAUAGGACAAAAGAACAUGUAUAUUUUUGAAGUGGGCAGGAAGGCAAGACUAGUCCAGCAAAGAGGAGGAGGUGCAGGGAUUUCGUCCAUAACCGCAAAGAGAUUUUGACAUAGGAUUAUUGUAUAUUUUUCUAUUAGCAAAGAUAGUCAGGAGGAGGAUUUUGGAGAUACUCUUUUGUAUAUUUUAUAUAUGGGCGGGGAGGGGCUUAGCUGGACAGUCAUGGGGCCACACAAAACACUUUUCCUCCCAGCUGUUUAUCGCAAACAACAGAUAAUCUAUUUUUGAUUUCACUGAGCUGGUUAGGCGUGGGAGUAACAGAGAAUGUAUCACGGUUGAAUCAGGUAUUUCACUUGCUGCGAGAAGAGGCGGGGUAUCUUAGUAACGAUUGUUCUCAGCGGGAGCCGUUUGGGCGAUGGCAGGGGGAAGACGGUGAAACAAAAAUUGUACAGUUUUAAGAGAUUUUUGUGUUUGUUUGUUUCCUUUGUGGGCUCGUUAAAACACUUGAUUUGUUAUCUUCUAUUUGAUUCCGUGUCUGAUUUUUUAAAUGAUCGCAGGGGCUUUUAUUUUUGAAGGAUAAGGAGAAAAAGAGAGAGGAAAACAGGAAGUAAUUAGCCAUCAGAACAGCUGGAUGUGAGCAGAUGUUUGAAACUAAAUAAAGGUGGAGAAUUUUCGCUGGCAGGUUUGCAUUUAGUUUGGUGUCUUGCUCUCGCACAUACACACACUCAGAGAGACAGAUAUCAAUAACACAACAGUCUUUCUCUCUCUGUUUACUCCUUGAUUUGUCCAGGAUGUGCAAAAAUGAAAUACUAACUGGUUUAGGGUUGAUUUGCCCAGAUUGAACAGUGACUGAGACAUUCAGCAUGCAGACACACAACAAACACCUGGACACACACAGUCCUUACCCAGGUUUGAACCCUUGUUGUUGUUGUUGUUGUUGUUGUUGUAAUGGACUUCUAUGGUGCUGAUCUGAUCUAAUCCUUCACCUGACACUCUCACACAUACACACACACACACACACACACCCUAAUUACACACAUGCAAACACUUCCACUGUUUCAAACACAGUACUGAACUGUCUAUACCCUUUCUUUAUCUUUUAUUCCUUCAUUUUAGUUAAACAUUUUUCUUGCUUUUGUUGCAUAUUGUAUCGAUAAAUCGUAUAUAGAUUUACACACAAACACUUGUCUAUACCUCUCCUUCAGACUUUACCCAAUGAGAAACAAGACAUGCACCCUACUGCUACUGUACCAUACAACUGUACUAUUGAAUAUUAAGCUAUUCUCUCACUAGAUAUAAAUAUAUAUAUGUAUAUGAUAUAUGCUUGAAUUAUGUGAUUAUAGUUGUAAUAUACAUAAUUGAAUAUAUUACAGAAAAUCCCAAUGGAAUCAUUUUGUCCGUUUUUCUCAGGUGUUUUUGUCUGAGGUAUUAAAUACACAUAUAAAAAAAAACACAAAACAAGUCUUGGAUCAGAGAGUUUGUGGUUUGAUUGGAUUUGUUUUGGGGAGGAAAAACUAAAAUGAUGUUGGAUUUUUGUUUUUGGAAAGCAUUUCCAAGCUGUUGGGUUUUAUUGUUAUUAUUCUGUUGUACCCCAAUUUAUUAUUAACGCGCUGUUGGAUAGAAAACUUUCCCGAAGACCAACUGGCCGUUCAUCAAGCCCCACCCCCUUAAGUUGCUAUGUGUUAAAUUCUAAAGCUUCGCAAACACUUUUCACCAUGACAACAUUAUCUUUAGCUAGCUAGCUAACAUCUCUACAAUCACUCUUGUUUUUUUUUUACUUUUAUUGUCAUUACACAGUACAGGUACUAUGUAACAAAAUGGUUUCUCUGCAUUUGACCCAUCCUAGUGUUAGGAACAGUAUCUCAUUGAAGGAAGCCCAGCCACUAUUGUGAUGUUGGAAGUUAUUGAUUUAUUUUUUAGAGAUAACAAAGUUAGUUUUCUUUUCAUAACGGGUUAAGUUGUAAGUUGUAGCUACCUAGUUAACAUUAAGCCAGUGCAAAAUCAGUCUUGAGUCGCACGUUUUUAAUAUUUCUGACUGAGUUGUACGACAUUUGCAAAAUUGUCUUAAAUGUGCAUUUAAGAGUAUCUCUUUUACUUUAGCGCAAUGCAAUACUUCUUUAACAUGCUUAGAACUCCAAAACCAAGUUACAAUCACUCAGCUAGCUAUGAUUGGACAGUCACUCUUUGGGGGAGAGGUUUAGUGAAUGGUCAAUUUAAAGCGUGUGUCUUUGCUUAGAGUUGGCGACUAAUUGGUACUUGAAAAAAAGAUGUCCUGUUAUCUGAUAUACAGCCAUAGUUGCAAGUAUUAUGAUUUCUUGAUUGUUUUAUUCAGGGGAAGCUGUGAUUUGCUCACCUAAAUCCCUUUUUGAUUUCCAUGAACAACUUUUACUUGAUUUCCCAUGCGCCUGUUUGCUGUUGACACCUUCAACAGAGACUUAACUGAAUCCCAGUUGUGUAGUAUUAUGGGAGCUGUAGUUAUAUCCUUGAUAUAUAUAUAUAUAUAUAUAUUCUUUUCUUUGGUAUUUUCUUUCUGGGAAUAUGUUUCAACCUGAUCCACAGAAACAAACAUUUGAAUAUAAUCCCUUGAAGAAAAGUCUCAGAGCUUCUUACACUUCCAUCCGUUAAUGGAAGAAGAAAGCCAUGUGGUUUUUCUUUUUGAUAUCCGGGAUUUUUGGAUUUCCUCAGACAUUUUGGAAACUUUUUGACAGUGCUAUUUUUCUAUGUAACUGUGUUGUUGAGCGUGUUGCAACUUUUUUCGGUGGUCGUUUGAGGCCUACUUUUCACGUGGUGGCAAUGACAGUUGGCUGAUGUACGAUGAAACACAGCAUUGCGGGUAAUAGUAAAAUCAAUAAUAAUAACGAUAAUAAUAAUGUACACAGCCUUGUUAUUUCUCCUUCAAUUUUGUGGAUUACCAGCCAUCUUCUCCAUGUUGUGACUGACUGUUAUGAACUACAAGUCCCAACACUACCCUGACUCCUCACCCAUAUUGUGUGCUGUCCACAGGGAUGAUGGCUUUUCCCCCUCCAAACACCAAUAAAGGCUUAUCCUUACUCACUGACAGAGUU
Gymnodraco acuticeps is the source of this 5635-nucleotide messenger RNA. Its product is annotated as thyrotroph embryonic factor-like. The transcript is spliced from 5 exons. The record is from RefSeq and is a predicted model, not a curated record. Bases 898 to 2061 code for a protein of 387 amino acids. Lineage: Eukaryota; Metazoa; Chordata; Actinopteri; Perciformes; Bathydraconidae. Gene Ontology annotation, molecular function: RNA polymerase II cis-regulatory region sequence-specific DNA binding; DNA-binding transcription factor activity, RNA polymerase II-specific. Gene Ontology annotation, cellular component: nucleus. Gene Ontology annotation, biological process: regulation of transcription by RNA polymerase II.